AUGGAGAGACAGCGGCAGAGACGGUGCGGGGCGGUGCGGGACGCGAGUGUGAGCCGGGAGUGUGAGGCUGGCUCCACCAUGGACUGUAGCUGUGUCUCCGACCUUCUCUUCGCCCCACCCGCCCUGCCGGCUCUCUGGACCCCUGGCUUUGCCUUCCCGGAUUGGGCCUACAAGCCGGAGUCGUCCCCCGGCUCCAGGCAGAUCCAGCUGUGGCACUUUAUCCUGGAGCUGCUGCAGAAAGAGGAGUACCAGGGUGUCAUCGCCUGGCAGGGGGACUACGGGGAGUUUGUCAUCAAGGACCCCGACGAGGUGGCUCGGCUCUGGGGCAUCCGGAAGUGCAAGCCCCACAUGAAUUAUGACAAGCUGAGCCGGGCGCUGCGCUACUACUACAAUAAACGGAUUCUCCACAAGACCAAAGGGAAGAGGUUCACCUACAAGUUCAAUUUCAGCAAAGUUGUGCUCGUCAAUUACCCGUUGUUGGACAUGGCGGCCGCCACCACGGGCUCCCCGCUUCUGCUGACCCCUGGUCCUUUUGGGGGAGCGCCUGGCCCAGAUGCUCCUCCCCUCACCCCUGAAACCCUGCAGACCCUGUUCUCUGCUCCACGCCUGGGAGAGCCGGGGACCCGGGCACCCCUUUUCACUCCCGAGACAGACAAGCUGCGUCUAGACAGCCCUUUCCCAUUCCUGGGCUCCGGUGCCACCGGCUACUCCAAGCCCCCUGGCCUGCUGGGACACUUCAGCCGCGCCUUCCCUGAGCACCCCUGGAACUUCAGCCCGUACCUCACUGGCCCCUUCCCCAAGCUGCCCCCACCUCUCUACCCACCACACUUCUACCCCAACCCCCUGGCCAGUUCCCUGGGCCACCUGCCCUCGGCAGGGGCAGGGGGCGGCCCCACUGCCACGCCCCUGCUGGCCGCCACAGGGGAGGGCCUGGGCCCGGAGCGCCCCGCGGGCCUGGCCGUGGCCCAGCGCCUGGCGCUCCCGGGGGCCGGGGGUCCAGAGGCUGCGCUGGGUGGGAAGGAGGACAGCGACUCGGAGCUGGAGAUUACCGACGUCAGUGGCUGCAGCUCUGACAGUGACGGUGACGAGGGCCUCCCCGUGCCCCCCAAGGCCAAGGCGGGCAAAGGGGGGGUCGGCAGCUGA
Molecule: messenger RNA, 1143 nt
Organism: Odocoileus virginianus texanus
Lineage: Eukaryota; Metazoa; Chordata; Mammalia; Artiodactyla; Cervidae
Source: RefSeq, a predicted model, not a curated record